Molecule: messenger RNA, 3744 nt
Organism: Lonchura striata (white-rumped munia)
Lineage: Eukaryota; Metazoa; Chordata; Aves; Passeriformes; Estrildidae
Source: RefSeq, a predicted model, not a curated record
ACAUGAAACGACUAACAUUUAAGAAGGUUGACCAGUCGCCAGAAGGACGGACGAUCUGGAGUCCAUCUCAGCCUGAGCUCCUGGGAUCCUGUCACCAUGGAGACUGAAAGUGAGCAGAACUCCAACUCCACCAGUGGGAGCUCCAGUUCUGGAGGAAGCACCCGGCCUCAGAUCUCUCAGAUGUCACUCUAUGAGCGACAGGCAGUACAGGCCCUGCAGGCACUCCAGAGACAGCCCAAUGCAGCCCAGUACUUCCAUCAGUUUAUGCUCCAGCAGCAGUUUAACAGUGCCCAACUUCACAGCCUGGCUGCUGUCCAGCAGGCUACAAUUGCAGCCAGUAGACAGGCCAGCUCCCCCAACACUAGCACCUCGCAACAGACCACUACCACCCAGGCUUCUUUGCAUGCUAACAGUGAUUCUCAAGCUCAGCAUACAAAUGAGAUCAACCUUGCCACCACCUCAGCUGCUCAGCUGAUCAGUCGGUCCCAGAGCGUGAGCUCCCCGAGCGCCACAACACUGACGCAGUCUGUGCUCCUCGGGAACACCACCUCACCGCCUCUCAACCAGUCACAGGCACAGAUGUACCUUCGGCCACAGCUGGGGAACCUGCUGCAGGUGAACCGGACCUUGGGCCGCAACGUGCCUCUCGCCUCCCAGCUCAUCCUGAUGCCCAAUGGGGCUGUGGCUGCUGUCCAGCAGGAAGUACCACCCACUCAGUCUCCUGGGGUCCACGCAGACACAGACCAGGUGCAGAACUUGGCUGUGAGGAGCCAGCAGACCUCUGCCACUAACGCCCAGCUCCAGGGCUCUGCUCAGAAGACAGCCCUGCCAGGAAGCUCCCAGGCUUCGGGCCUGCCGCAGGCCACCAGCACCAUGGCAGUGGCCCAGCCCUCCUCCAGCGGGGCAGGCCAGUCCCUCAACCUGAGCCAGGGAGCAGCAGGCAGCAAUGGCGUCUCCGGGGCUGUGGUGGCCGGUGGUGGGAGCCAGCCCUCGAUGGGACUGAGCCAGAGCUCCUCCGCAGGUGCCACUGGCAGCUGCCAGAGGAAAGGCACCGGGGUGGUUCAGCCAUUGCCGGUGGCGGCUGCCCAGGCCGUGACUGUCAGCCAGGGGAGCCAGACAGAGACGGAGAACGCAGCUGCAAAGAAGGGUGACACAGACAGUGGUGGACAGCAAACAGUGGGCAUGAACCUCACCAGGACCGCUACACCAGCGCCCAGCCAGACGCUGAUCAGCUCAGCAACAUAUACGCAGAUCCAGCCACACUCACUGAUCCAACAGCAGCAGCAGAUCCAUCUGCAGAAGCAGGUGGUGAUCCAGCAGCAGAUAGCCAUACAUCACCAGCAGCAGUUCCAGCACCGCCAAUCCCAGCUCCUCCACACAGCCACCCAUCUCCAACUGGCUCAACAGCAGCAACAGCAGCAAGCAGCAUCUCUGACCCAGCAGCAGCAGCAAGCCCAGCCUCCACAGCAGCAGGCUCCCUCUCAAAGCCAGCAGCAGGCACAGACCCUUGUGGUGCAACCUAUGUUGCAGUCUCAGCCACAGCAUUUGCAGCUCCAGCAGGACAGUCCGUGCCAGGCAGCCACCAAGUCACCUAUUCCUAUCCAGUCAAAAUCUCUGGUCACCCCUAUCAAACCCCCUCAGCUUGGGCCUGCCAAAAUGUCAGCAGCACAGCAGCCUCCGCCACACAUCCCAGUGCAGGUAGUAGGCACUCGGCAGCAGAGCUCUGGCCAAGCCCAGGCUUUGGGCUUGGCUCAGAUUGCUGCAGCAGUGCCGACGUCACGGGGAAUGCCAGCUGUAGUCCAGCCUGUUUCCCAAACCCAUGCUGCUUCCCCAUCGUCAUCUUCAGCUCCGGCAUCCUCACAGGAAGCUCCCCCUCUCACCACAGGGGUGAAUUUGGCACAAGUUCAAGGCACAGCCCACAUGGUGAAGAGCCCAGCUUCCUCUCCAGUUGUGGCUCAGAUGCCAGCAGCAUUCUACAUGCAGUCUGUCCAGUUGCCAGGCAAAUCACAGGCCUUGGCAGUAAAGCGCAAGGCAGAGUCAGAGGAAGAGAAGGAGGAGCCAGCCAGUGUCACUGCACUCCUGCCUGCCAGGUCCUCUCCUGUAACAGACAGCCCCAAAAACAUGGAGGAGAAGAGUGGUCUUGGAGAUAAUUCUGAUACUGCUGCCAUUGCAACCACAAAUGCCACAUCAAGUGAAGGAGUCUCAGCCACCCCCACCUCUGCUUCCACCCCAAACCUGGCAUUGGUGUCACGUCAGAUGGGAGACUCCAAACCUCCUCAAGCCAUCGUCAAGCCCCAGAUCCUCACACACAUCAUUGAAGGCUUUGUCAUCCAGGAAGGAGCAGAGCCCUUUCCAGUGGGUUGUUCUCAGCUGCUGAAAGAAUCUGAGAAACAACUGCAGGGAGAGGCUCCUUCUGGUCAGAAUGAAAACCUGUCCAGCAAUUCUCUAGGAGAGGAUAGUGCUUCCAUGGAACUUGACAAGAAGGCAAACUUGUUGAAGUGUGAAUAUUGUGGGAAGUAUGCCCCAGCAAGCCAGUUCCGUGGCUCCAAGAGGUUUUGUUCCAUGACCUGUGCUAAAAGGUACAAUGUCAGCUGCAGCCAUCAGUUCCGGAUGCAGAGAAAGAAGAUGAAGGAACUCCAGGAAGCCAACUACGCCCGUGUGCGCCGACGGGGACCACGGCGCAGCAGCUCCGAAAGCGCUCGAACAAAGAUCCAGGGCAAGCGCCACAGGGGCCAGGAAGACUCAAGUCGAGGUUCUGAUAACUCCAGCUAUGAUGAAGCUUUGUCCCCUACAUCUCCAGGACCCCUGUCAGUAAGAGCCAGUCAUGGAGAGAGGGAUCUGACAAACUCUAAUAUGGCCCCCCCCACCCCAGAUCUACAUGGCAUCAACCCAGUCUUCCUGUCCAGCAAUGCUAGUCGUUGGAGUGUGGAGGAGGUUUAUGAGUUCAUUGCAUCAUUGCAAGGGUGCCAAGAAUUUGCUGAGCAAUUUCGGUCACAGGAAAUUGAUGGUCAGGCCAUGUUGCUUCUGAAGGAGGAACAUCUCAUGAGUGCUAUGAACAUGAAGCUGGGACCAGCUCUCAAGAUCUGUGCCAAGAUCAAUGUCCUCAAGGAGACCUAAGAACUCUGAAGCCAGAGGUCUCACUUUUACUCUGACCUCAGGGCAGCUGCCAGUUUUGGAGUGUCCUGCUGGGGCGGGGAAGAAUGGGACAGUCCCCUAUUGUCUUGCAUUCAAGAAGAAUGAGAAGGAAUUUAACUGAUUGAAACUGCCAUGCACAAGCCCAUCUCUUGGUCUCUUAAUGGUGCUACAAAGUUGAGGAAAACUGCCACCUGGGGCCUUUAAACAACUUUCCUUCUUCCUGAUUUUGAAUAUGCCUCCCCUGUAUACACCACAUAAAGAUGUUAAGGGGAUCUCUUUCUGUCUUAAAACACUUCUGCCCUCAACCCUUGCUUUGAAUGUCAUUGCCAGAACUCAAGGCAUAGGAAGAGCUGGCCCCACAUGGACAUUGGGAACACCUGUCCUUGGGGCUUUUGUGAAGGGGAACAAAUUGCAGUUGACAGAGGUGACAGACAAGAAUUUGAGCAAAAGGGGCUGCUGCUUUUCCACUUUUAAAAAUACCAAGGCUGCUCAUGAACUGGGUUUAAUAGCCAUUCCAGCAUGUACCAAACUUGAAGGCCUGUGGCAAUAGGAGCUGUUUUGUCUUCUCUGCAUGUCUACAGGAGACAGUAAAGCUAAAGUGUUGUGGCA